This is a messenger RNA of Oncorhynchus kisutch (coho salmon), 2677 nucleotides long. RefSeq names its product tubulin epsilon and delta complex 1 (gene tedc1). The transcript is spliced from 8 exons. The record is from RefSeq and is a predicted model, not a curated record. The coding region runs from base 75 to 1466 and encodes 463 amino acids. NCBI's taxonomy places the organism in Eukaryota, Metazoa, Chordata, Actinopteri, Salmoniformes, Salmonidae.
UGACGACUGUACUACCCGGAAGUUUUUAGCGUCACCGGGCAAGUUGAAGAAUCGAUUUGUCCACAAAGUUUAAAAUGCAACGUGAUAAGAGUGUCAAAGCGAAAGAAGUGAUUGAAUCACUUUGUAAACUUCUAUAUUCACUAGGUUUGGAGUGUGUACCAAGUGCAGAAACGUUCAGACGGGCUAAGUUUAACAAAGGAGAGGAUGUGGUGGUGGAGUUCUGGAAGCUCCUUCAUAGUGUUCUUCUGAAAACACUGCUACUGGAAUGUUCUUGCACAACACUUUCAGACUUGGACAGUCAUGUGAGAGAGGCACUCUGGCAGUGUGGUUACGGUGCCAGCUGGAUUGUUGUGACGACUGCCGGGCUCCGUCCCAGGAGUGAAGUUGGGAGCCGAGAGCUGCUGGUGGCGUUUGGGUGGGUGUUGUCUUCAGGGAGCAUGCUGGAGGCCCUGCUGAGAGCAAGAUCCCUGGAGCUGGAUAUCCUCUCACUCCCACCCACGAUCUCACUGAGUAGCCCCAGAGAGGGAGGCUCCCUUGGGGAUGUAGAUGGCCAAGGAGACCUGAAGGAAGACGGACUCCUCAGGAGACUCCAAUGGCAGUAUGGGAAACUCAGGUUCCAGUGGCGGAGGUUGCUCUCCAUUCAAGAGGAAAGAGCUAGACUCCUUCACCAGGUCCUUUCCUCCAGCACAAUGCCCUCCACGUCCACCUCCCAGCCCUCUUCUGAUGACCAUCACAGCAUGUGCUCAACUGCCCUGAAAAAGGAGGUGGAGCGUCUACAGACUCUCAGUCAGCUGUUGGAGGCCUACCUGGAGUGGAAGAGACAGGAGCCACUCUUCUGGUGCUGGAUGGAUAGUGUUGUGGACAGCCAGCUCUCAGACCUGAGAGAGGAGGACACUGUAGAGAACAUGUCACCUGUACACCAAGUUGUCAAUAGGUGCUUUCCCUACGGUUACAAGGACAAGGAGGGUCUGGAACAACUGGACAACAUGCUGCUGAGGCUGCACACAGGGCUGAAGGACACAUACACAAGACAGAACAGAAAAGCGCAGAGUGUUCUUCAAGACGCUGAGGAGUUGGAGGAGAUUGAGAGGAGAGUGGCUCUCAGGCUGCAUGGCUUGGCUGAGUCCUGUACUUCAACUCCUACAUCUGGUUGCUGUACUUACAGGCCAAGUCUCCAGGGGCCACAGCCACUUCCCAACCAUCACCAGCCUUGUAGGCCAGGGUCUGUGCUCCCACAAGCCUGUGAUGGGGCAGUGCUGCCAGGCAAGGUGUCUGGGACAGGCACAGUGAUGGUCCAAGUCCAGGCCUCCUCACUGAUCGUCAAGCUGCAGCAGAGAGAGGACUUCCUGCUGGGGGAACUGGGCCAGAUGAGGCAGGCAAAGCGGGGACAGAUCCAGGAGAAGACAGCCAGCUGGCUGGAGGGGGUUGGAGUUGUCCUCAUCCCUCCUCUCCCUCUCAAGAGAUAAACACUAACAGGAUGCUACUUCAGGGUGUCUGUGCGUGCAAGCGAGUGAACAGGAUGCUGUUCAGCUCGGUGGCUGACAGACUGUCUGUCCCCAGACUACUUUCAUAGAAAUAGAAUGACUAGAAGGUGCAAAGCUGCUCGACAAUUUGUGGCUAUAUGUUCUAUUAAUUAUAUUUAUAUGUCUACUGCUAAUGUAUUAUGAUGCGAUGGACUGCAUGUGAUAUAUUUCAAAUGACAUCUGAAAUGCACAUGAAUCAGUUGAAAUCAAGAUAUGUGUGUGUGUGUGUUGAUGUAAUCCACUGUGGGAGACAACAUAAACACCUGUGUGGGCUGGCUGUUAAGUUGCUGGUUUUUGUUUUUUUCUUGUUUCUUAUCUUUUCUCGGUGCCAAGCUUUCAGGAGAGAAAACAGUCUUAAAGUUCUGAAGUAGGUCAGGGUUUAGGAUGUUCUCUCACUGAAGUUGGUUUAUAAGUAGACCGCCUGGCGAAUGCUCUCUCCGUCUCAGCCUCACACUGAUUAGCUGAUGUUACCCGUCCUGGCCUCACCCCUCAGAGGAUUCAUCCUAGUGCCUUCACCUCCUCAAAUUUCAAGGUGUGUGUGUGUGUGUGUGUGUAAGUAACAAGCAUUUCAUGCAGAUGAAUUACCUAAUGCAUGGAGGGGAAAAAAGUCACGAUCUGACUGAUGGAAACAGGAUAUGCCGGUUCAAUUUUAUAAAUGCCAACAGACAAUUUGUUUGUUCGAUAUGGUGGGAUCUUUUUGUGUCAGUAAAAUGUAUUUUGGGAGAAAUUACGUUGAAAAUGCCUUUGAGUAAAUAUUGAUAUCCACUUUGAUAUCCACAAAAAUAUAAACGCAACACGUUAUUAAAAGAGUAUCUGUGACCAACAGAUGCAUAUCUGUAUUCCCAGUCAUGUGAAAUCCAUAGAUUAGGGCCUCAUGCAUUUAUUUAAAUUGAAAGAUUUUCUUUUAUGAACUGUAACUCUGUAGAAUUGAUUAAAUUGUUGCAUGUUGCAUCUUAUGUUUUCAUUCGGUGUAAUAACCAUCAUAUAGAAGUAAACUUGGAGUCACGCGAUGAUAUGUUCUUAGGUCCUCCCAUUACGACUCUGUAAAACAUGCAGUUUAUUAGGCUACAGAUAAUAUAAGUUAUGGUGAAUUUCACAGGGUGGUGAAAGUGCACAUUCUCCUUACCAAUAAAUAUCUUAUUUUGGUGACAUGA